Molecule: messenger RNA, 2449 nt
Organism: Rhopilema esculentum
Lineage: Eukaryota; Metazoa; Cnidaria; Scyphozoa; Rhizostomeae; Rhizostomatidae
Product: monocarboxylate transporter 10
Biological process (GO): transmembrane transport
Molecular function (GO): transmembrane transporter activity
Source: RefSeq, a predicted model, not a curated record
AAAGCCAAAAAGAGCCGUGGAAUCUCAUUUCUUAUGUUGAUAACUAAUAUAGCUUACUGUUCAUGUUACACCCUCUAGGGUGCGCCCCCUGCCCUCGUAAAUUGUUUUCAGCACUUACUGAGAAUGGUCAAACUCUGAGAACCUCAGCCUGUACAACAACAACAGCAAAACCAGCGACGUUUGUAUCGGAGCUGUCUAGUUUCCAUACUGCUCGACCUGAUGACGUAAUUAGUUUACCCUAACCCUAACACUUUACUUGAAAUAAUUUAUCAUACUAAUUAAUGACUAUUAAUCAUGCUUAUUUAUGACUAUCAGGUCGAGCAGUAUGGAAACUAGACCAUUCCAUUUGUAUCAGGAUUAGUGUAGUGUUACUGAAAACCAUAAGAGGUUGCAGCUAUUUUUGUGAAAACAAAAAUAAAUCAAAUUCCAGUAGGGACCGGUGCAACAUAAGGCGAGUGAAAAGGGCGCUACGAACAGGCAAUUGAAAGAACUGUUAUUAAAAAAAAAUUGUUCGACAACAGCUGCUGCUCUUUGACGAAGUCUGGGUCAGCAAGAUGAAAUGUGCAAAGUUGAAAGUGACUAUUGAUUCUCGAGACUCAAAGCUAUCCUGGAUUGCACUGACGGCUUCCGUACUUCUGAUGUUUUCAUCAUUUGGUUUUAUGCGAAUGUUUGGUAUAUUCUACAGUGUUUUCUUAAAAGAGUUCAAAUCUUCAAAAGAGAAAACAGCAUGGGUUGGGUCCAUUCCUGUUUCAUUGGUAUUCAUACUAUCACCUCUGGCAAUGUGGCUCCACGAGAGAUAUGGACUACGACGCUGCACAACACUAUCCGUGAUACCCUUGUCAGCAUCGCUGUUGAUGACCUCGUUUUCGAGAAAUAUUGACCAAACAUUCGUGACGUAUAGCGUCCCUUUUGGACUGGCCUCAUGUGUGAUGAUAAUGGGCACGCAUAAAGCCGCGUACAGAUACUUUGAUAAACGUUUAUCAACUGCUACUGCAAUUCAGACGGGAGGCUGCUCUAUCGCUGAAAUCGGCCUUUCAUACUUGAUAUCUUUCCUGCUAACCAAAGUUGAGCUUGAAAGGACACUUCAGAUCCUUGCUGUUGUAUUUCUCUUCAUCGGCCUAACUUCGUCUCGGCUUUUCUUCUCUACCAACUACCAAAAUGAAGAGCAGCCAUCUUGGAAAAGCAAGGGAUAUCAAGUGUACUUCAAAUUAUUGAAGAAUAAGCCGUUUGGCUUUUUCCUAUUCGCCAUGGCAAUUUUGUCAUUUACGUAUAGCGUUUCAAGCGUUCAUCAGGUGCAACUGGCGAUAGAAUACGGUGCAUCAGAAAGUCUAGCGAGGCAGUUUCCCGUUUUCACCGCAGUCUCAGGCUGUAUAGGCCGGCUGACCGCUGGCGUUGUUGCAGAUUCAAAGAUUGUCAAUAUAGUCAGCUAUUUUCAGUGCAUACUAUUCUUGAUUGGCACAAUAUCAAUCAUUGCUGCAUUCUCAUAUACAAAGACCCAUGUGCUAGUCUACGUCUGGGUGUAUGCCUUUAUCGAAGGUCAAGUCAACGUGACUGUGACGCCCAUCACAAGAGAUCUCGUAGGCCUAACUUACCUUAGCGAAGGAAUCUCUCUGCUUCUUGCAGUUAUAGCUGUUCCAGUCGUGCUCGGACCACCAUUAAUAGGAUUUCUCGCUGACAUCACUCAAGAUUACAAAGUAUUUUUCUAUGUAGCAGGCGUGCCUCCUCUCUUAGCAACUUUCGCUCUUAUAAUUGUACGAUAUAUGAUAUCUGAAGAAGACAAACAGAGAAAACAAGAUGCAAAGACGAUUAAUAUUGAAGAAGACAACAAAGAUAGCGAAGUUGACUAUGCUGCACAGAUUCUUCUUAAAGAAACAAUAUUAUAAUCCGAUGAUGCAUCUUAUUGCAAUAAAAAUCGCUUAGAUUAUUAAACACUCGAUUUGCUUAAAAUUCGAAUUUUCGAAUUAAAAUGACGCAUCUAGAACUGCUUUCUAACUUCAAAAUCAUCGUUAUUAUCAUUAACAAGUGUCAAUUUGUGGAAAUCGUAGCUGAAAACAAAAUAACAUGCUGUUUAAAAAAACUUGGCUACUUAAUGAAAUAUGAACAAGCCCCUUUAAACAAAGGACCUGCAUCUAUGUUUUAUGAAAAUCUUAGCACAAAGUAGAAUAACGUUCAGUUCACAGAGACUACUUUAUUUAGAAGAGGCACGUACAUAAACACUCUUGAAAGGGCAGUCAACCCUGUAGAAACGCCAAGGAAUAAUUGUUAGUAAUAAGAUGAUCAUUGCUUGACAUCUGGCGGUCACCGCUGGUAGGUUUCAGGUACUGCAAGCGCAAUAAAAGAUGCUACGUUCCAAUUCACACACUGUUAACAUGCCUAUGAUCAUUGCAAGCCUUUACUCUAGAACAGUGCGUUCCUCCUAGUUGUCUACACUCGAGUGCUUCUUGUAAAA